Messenger RNA from Pogonomyrmex barbatus (red harvester ant), 2057 nucleotides. RefSeq names its product putative serine protease K12H4.7. Lineage: Eukaryota; Metazoa; Arthropoda; Insecta; Hymenoptera; Formicidae. The record is from RefSeq and is a predicted model, not a curated record. Gene Ontology annotation, molecular function: dipeptidyl-peptidase activity; serine-type exopeptidase activity. Gene Ontology annotation, biological process: proteolysis.
GUUACGUAAAUUUGCAUUUAAUCGUUAACAUCGCUUAUCACAUGAUAAAGAUACACCUGUAUUUACAGAGCAAUCGAAUGUUUCAAUGGAUAGACAUUUCGUAAUCACCAUGCAUCUUUUCGCUCGCAGUUAUUUAAUCACAAAGUAUUGUUUUCCGCUUUCUGGAAGUAAUGUAGUAAUUGUCGUGUGCAACGUUAUCGGGUGUUGUGGAAAGAUUUCAUAUCAAUAUCGCCCGGUCAUAAUUGAAGAAAAUGAUAAGUAUUAAUCAGUCGCUUUUUAGCGCUUAUUUAACGUACUUUGGGAACUAAACGAUCGUUUCCUAUUCUACAUUUAAAAGGAGAAGCCGAUCAUGAUUAUACUAAAUAUAUUAUUAAUUUUGUGUUCGGUCCAUCCCUUCGUCAAUGGGGUAGAGUUCCGCGGGUUUUUUCAUAAAGGUUUAGAGGAUCCAGAGCCGUUCGCAAGUGCAGCCAACACUGUAAUCGAGGGUUGGAUCACCCAACCACUCGACCAUUUCAAUCAUCGCGAUAAUCGCACUUGGUCGAUGCGUUAUAAAGAAAACUCCGCGUUUCUGAAGAAAAACGGUCCUAUCUUGAUCAUAAUUGGUGGAGAAUGGGAGAUAACAGAUGGAUUUUUGCAAGGUGGAUUAAUGUACGAACUCGGAAUGAAAUACGGUGCUUUAAUGUAUUAUACCGAACAUCGAUUUUACGGAGAGAGCAGACCAACAGAGGAUACUAGCGCAGAGAGUCUGCAAUAUUUGAACGUCGAUCAGGCGCUUGCUGAUCUUGCUUAUUUCAUCGAAACGAAGAAGAAAGAGAAGAAUUUGGAAAAGAGCACUGUAAUAGUAUUCGGUGGUUCUUAUGCUGGAAACAUGGCAGCGUGGGCACGCCUCAAAUACCCUCAUCUUAUUCAAGGCGCCUUAGCCAGCAGCGCACCGGUACAGGCAAAAGCAGAUUUCUAUGAAUAUUACGAGGUCGUAACAAGAUCGCUCGGUAGAUAUAGUAAAAAUUGUGUCGAGAGUAUAAGAACUGCAUUCGCAACGGUGGAGAAUUUAUUAUCCACGCAAAACGGUCCUAGUGAGCUUAAACGUAUCUUCAACUUGUGUAACGUGCCCGAUGUAAAAUCUCCAAAUGAUAUUGGUUAUUUAAUGAAUUCGCUGACGGGGAUAUUCGCCGGAACCGUUCAAACUGACAGGAUCGAGAACGGUCGAAGUAGGAUCGCAGCAUUAUGUGAUAGAAUGACAGCAAAAUAUUUAGGCAGCCCUGUGCAAAGACUCGCACGCCUCGUCUCCAAUCAAUAUGAAUGUCUCGAUAUAAAUUACAAUAAUUACAUAAAGUAUUACCAAAAGACUUCAUGGAACUCGCCGGGAGCUGAGAGUAUGAUGAGGCAGUGGUAUCAUCAGACCUGCACAGAAUAUGGUUACUAUCAAACGACAUACUCAGAAAAGAAAUCUAUCUUUGGAACGUGCCCAUUAAGUUAUUAUAUCAAUAUGUGCAUUGACUUAUACGGUGAUUAUAACGAUAAAAACAUAUUGGAUUCACGAGUGAAAAGAACGAAUUUGAUGUACGGGGGAUGGUUACCGGCUUUACGAAACGUCAUUUUCACGAAUGGCGAUAUCGACCCGUGGCAUUCACUGUCAGUGCUUAAAGAUCUAAAUGCUUAUUCUCCCGCUAUUGUCAUUAAAGGAGCUUCCCACUGUCGCGAUUUGUAUAGCGACGUAGCCACGGACUCGGCUGAUUUGAAAAAUGCUAGAGCAAGAAUUCGCAGAAUAAUCGGCAAAUGGCUUUCCUCGGGAAUAAGGGGAUAAGGAAAUCACAGAAGUCCGUUUCUGUUGAAUUUUCUACGAAUACACUCGUUGCUGGAUUUUAGGACAGGAAAUAUACAAUAAAAUUAUAUGUUUCUUGCCGUUUUAAUUGUGAACCAUUAACAAAAAGAUUAUGUACAACACUUGCUAUAUAAUGCGAUAGAUGGUGCAACAUCUAGAUAGUAUAUAUAUCGAUUGUACUGCGUAUUGUAAUUUAGAUAAAGAUACAAAAAUAAAGUUACAUCCUCUUGAUACC